Molecule: messenger RNA, 2805 nt
Organism: Polyodon spathula (Mississippi paddlefish)
Lineage: Eukaryota; Metazoa; Chordata; Actinopteri; Acipenseriformes; Polyodontidae
Product: protein FAM151A-like
Exons: 8
Coding region: 29-1975 (648 amino acids)
Source: RefSeq, a predicted model, not a curated record
AGGCGUCAGCUGGCUUCAACCAGUGUUUAUGUCAUACCACAAUAAUUCUGUUUGUCACAUUUUGACGGUCGGCUGUGGGCACUUCCUAAACACCAGUGACACGAACAGCACAAACACAGGAAACUGGUGGAAUGAUUUAAAGACAAUCAGUCGCAGAUAUAGAGAGGGUGGCAUCCUGACUGAUUACAAUAGUACGAUGUCUAAACACAGGAAAAUUGAAAAAAUGGUCGUAAAGAAGAAGAAGCGCUGUAUAUUACGGGAAGAACUCACGAUGGCAGCAAUUUGUAUUUUUGUUGCUUUGGUCCUUGUGGUUGCAAUCAUAUUUUCCAUGAACAGAACUUUUUGUCCAGCUCAGGAGCCAGGAUUUUCAUUCCCUACUGAUGGAGAUAUGCUGGACUACCUGCUGGAUCUCGGCCUCCUACAAAAGAAGGAUGGGUUGCUGGUGUCCUGGUAUCACUCUGCUAACAACAGGAAUGAGAUGGAGAAAGCCUUGAAAAGUGAUGCAAUGGUCCUGGAGGCAGAUGUUAACAUUGAAGGUUACAACACAGAUGGCCAGACAAGCACCCCGAUCAUGGCCCACCCACCUGACAUCUAUAGCGAUAACACUCUCCAGGAGUGGCUGGAUGCUGUUCUCAAGUCCAGUAAAGGUAUUAAGUUGGAUUUUAAAACCAUCGAGUCAGUUGGUCCCUCUCUGGAUAUUUUAAAAAAGAAAGCUUUGGAAAGUGGCAUUAACAGACCUGUCUGGUUGAAUGCGGAUAUUCUCCAUGGCCCUAAUGUUCCUGGGUUUAUAGAAGUAGUGAAUGCUACUAGUUUCUUGAACCUCAUUCAGGAGAAGUUUCCCAAUGCUAUAAUCUCACCUGGCUGGAAGGUGCUGUAUGUCUCCCUGCUGCCCAACGAGACAUACACACGCGCUAUGGUGGAAGAUAUGUACGAACUCUUGAAGAAUGUUACCCAGAAAGUUACCUUCCCUAUCCAAGCCGUUAUGGGUAAAAAUGCUUGGCCACACUUGAAGUGGCUGCUGGAACAGUCCCCCAGAUACAACCUGAUGUUGUGGCAGGAAAAGGACGACCCUAUCACUGUGGAGGACCUUCUGUUCAUCCGAGAUAACAGCCAGCCAGAUCAGAUCUACUAUGACAUCUACGACCCAGUCUUAUCAGCCUUCAAAGAAAUGGCAUUUCAGCCAAACAGGAGUAGACGGUUUUACUCCGGAGGAAACCUGAUUGACUACUUUAAGCCUCGGAACUCAGAUGGGAUCUACGUCCGAUGGCACAGCAUUGACAACAGGAUCACACUGAUGACUUUGCUUAAAGAAGGAGAUGGCGGGAUGAUUGUUGUACCAAUCAGAGAAGCACAAAGCAGUGCUGGGGUUCCAGCGGUAGACGGCUCAGAAUCGGACUUUCCACUGCAGGAGUGUUUAGAUCUUAUACUUGUAUCCGCCAAACCAUGGGGCAUAUACCUGAAGAUCAAAUCUCAAGAACUACUCACACCAGCACUCACUUUACUGAAGCAUUUAAAUGAGAAGAAACUCCUUUAUAACCCAACUUGGAUAAACAUGGACGUUUCCUAUGGAAGAUUUGCAACUCCUGGGUAUAUUGGAGGGGAUCAGUUUAUAAAGGAAAUUAACAAGGUGUUUCCAUAUGUAACUAUAGCUCCUGGCUGGCCAAAAGAGCAACUGGUCCAGGGCUAUACAAAGCCUCUAGUGGAAGAUAUGGUAAGUCUUUGUAAGGGACUGUGGCAAGAGGUAUCGUACCAGCUGCAAGCUGUGGCCCUGGGUAAAUCAUUCUUGGAAAUUCAAAUGCUACAGCAGAAUUCCCCUCGACACUCCUUGACAGUAGAACACCAGUUGGAACAGGGGAGCUACAUGGCUGGUUACAAGGGACUGAUCUUAGUUCGUGAAAGGAACACAGACAAAGUUUUUUACAAUCUGAACAAGGACUACAGUAGCAAUUUCGCAAGAGAUGUCUUUACUUCUUAGAAGUGAAAUGGUUAUGAACACAAGCAGUAAUUACUAUUGAAUGUAAUAUUAAAGUCUUGAAAAAUAAAUCUAUGUUCUAGUUAAUCUGCAGUUUUAAAAAAUACGGUUUCAAGGGGAGACACUUAUUUUUGUAGUGACAAAACAAUUUUGAUAGAUAUUUUACAACUGUUUGGAAUUAAAAUGGCAAAGCCUUACAAACCAGCUAAACACCUAAACAAAUAAAUAUGUUACCUAAGUUUACAAAUCACACUGUAUAAGGUCUACAAAACCUAAGAUUCACAUCCCUUUUUAUAUUGCAUUACAAAUGUACCUUAUCUUCUAAUGUGAUAUUUGUAUAGCACACAGUGUCACCUACUGGCUGAAAAUUGCAACUGCUGUUUCCUUGAAGGGGGUUUUCUUACAGAUUGGUUGAAUAUUGUUACUGCUACAAAUCAGGCACAUCUGAAUUUACUAUGCAGCCCAAAUCUCGUGGCACAUUUUGAUAUUUCUAUUCUGGCCCAACAGACUAUUAGAUAUGCAACUCUUGCUUAUUUUAAGUAAGAGUGAAUCUGGUGGGCAGGGACUGUAGCCAUUGUUUUUCUACUUUACUGAAGAAUUGAGACAUUUUUGGAGCUAGACCAACCAGCUUUAUAAAAUGAGUGACAAUUGUGGGUCGGCUUGCAAUUUACAGUGAAAAAAAAAAAAGAUUUGUAGCACAUCAUUUUUCUAUAGAUGUCCAAAGUUCUCACACAAAAAGAUAAUGCCUGUAAACAACAUUUUUUCAAAUGUUUUAUCAAGUCAGCAUUAUUCACUGUGACUUCACAAAAAUAAUAAAGAACAGUUCUGAUAUA